AUGGACUCCCUCUGGAACAAUCUCGUCGACCAAGACAAGCGAUGCUGCCUUGCAGUCUGCCUGGCAGUGAACGAUCCCAACCAUGCAAUCUCGGCUGAAGGCUGCUCUGCAGACGCGCAGGAGAUAACUGAGCAGAUAAGCAGCAAGGUUGGUGAUCGUUUCAUGGCUUAUCUUGUAGGCUGUCUCCGUGGGCCGCUACCCAGGGAGGAGUUUGUCAUCAAAGUUGCCGCACUGCUCGCGUGCUUCAAGAUUCGCGCGAGGUUGGAGAGCCCCCAUCUCUAUCAGAGAACAAACUUGCUCUUCGAGCUUGAUAAAAUUCUCGACCACGAUUUCAGCAAGCCCUAUGUUGGCAUGCAAGUGCUGGAACAAACGCUGUGGCUCUCUGUGCGAGUCCUCGAGACCCAGGAGCCAAACAAAAUUUUCGAGCCCGGCCUCCUGCCCUCGUCUUACGAACAGGUUCCUGAAUCUGUAUCGAGACAUUUCCUCCAGUUAUACUGCAUGAUUCGUUGUCUGUUCCCAUCCACUCACGAAGCAUCGGUACACCGGGUUCACGGCCUCGUUGAACCGGCCCAUUUUGGCACGGCUGAGUAUCCUGGUGAGCUCACAGUCGAGAGGGAAUCGGGGUUGGAUCUUCUAGCUCUGUUCGAAGCAGCGGAAUUGACCUCCGAGGAGGAGAAUACGGAGAUUGCGAGCUCGAAUAUGGAUUCUGGCGCAGAAUGGGAAGACUCCUGUGAUGAAUCCCUUCUCGAAGAAAGCUCCGAAUCAUGCGAGGACGAUGAUGAAGAGGAUGACGAUGAAGGGAACGACGAUGACUACGAUGAUGAUGAGGAGGAAGAUGGAGAACAAGACAGUGAUUAUGACGAAGAAUGCGAUCACAUCUGA
Colletotrichum costaricense is the source of this 882-nucleotide messenger RNA. RefSeq lists its product as uncharacterized. Bases 1 to 882 code for a protein of 293 amino acids. The transcript has 2 exons. NCBI's taxonomy places the organism in Eukaryota, Fungi, Ascomycota, Sordariomycetes, Glomerellales, Glomerellaceae. The record is from RefSeq and is a predicted model, not a curated record.